Momordica charantia (bitter melon) is the source of this 3568-nucleotide messenger RNA. NCBI's taxonomy places the organism in Eukaryota, Viridiplantae, Streptophyta, Magnoliopsida, Cucurbitales, Cucurbitaceae. The record is from RefSeq and is a predicted model, not a curated record.
AUAGAUUUUAUUAUGCACAUUGUGAUGCCACUUCGAGGAACAAUUUGGUGCGCUCUGCGGAAAUUGUAAAAUUCGAUCAAUCAAUCUCUCUGGAAGACGCCGUGAGAAGGAGAACCAACCAAUCGAAGCUCCACAGGUUCGCCCAUUCCCCAAAGUCGUCGCCUUGUUUUUGUCUCUGCGAUCUUCCAUCUCUUUUCAGCAUCCACCAGGAAGAACAGGACGGCUGCGGCGCUUUUCUACAGCUCUCUCUGUUCAUCCAUGAAGUGAACACUUCACUCGGCAAGCUCCGCAACGUCUAGCUGAAUCCGAAGCUAUGGAAUUAGCUCAGCUAGAGGCUUUGUGUGAAAGGCUUUACACCUCUCGAGACUCAGUGGAGCGAGCCCACGCUGAAAACACUCUUAAAUGCUUCUCCAUGAACACUGAUUACAUUUCUCAAUGUCAAUACAUUCUCGACCAUGCAUUAACUCCUUAUGCACUCAUGCUUGCGAGUUCAAGUUUGUUGAAGCAAGUCACCGAUCAUACUCUUGCUCUGCAACUCCGUUUAGAUAUCCGAGGCUAUCUUAUAAACUACUUGGCCACCAGAGGGCCUGAUUUGCAGCCUUUUGUCAGUGCAUCUUUAAUCCAGCUACUAUGCCGACUCACAAAGUUUGGUUGGUUUGAUGAUGACCGAUUUCGAGACAUUGUUAAAGAAUCUACGAACUUCCUAGGACAGGCAACAUCAGAACACUAUGCCAUUGGUUUGAAGAUAUUGAACCAACUUGUAUCUGAGAUGAAUCAGCCUAAUCAAGGAUUCCCUUCAACAAAUCAUCGGAGAGUGGCUUGUUCCUUCAGGGACCAAGCGUUGUUCCAAAUCUUCCAAAUAUCUUUAACAUCCUUGGGUCAGUUGAAGAAUGAUGUAGCUGGUCGUUUGCAAGAAUUAGCACUUUCUCUAUCCCUAAAGUGUUUAUGUUUUGAUUUUGUUGGAACCUCUAUUGAUGAAAGCUCAGAAGAGUUCGGUACUGUUCAGAUUCCAUCUUCUUGGAAGCCAGUUCUGGAGGAUCCUUCAACUCUACAAAUAUUUUUUGAUUACUACACCAUCACAAAAUCGCCUCUUUCCAAAGAGGCACUGGAAUGCUUGGUGCGGCUAGCUUCUGUAAGACGUUCUUUGUUUACAAACGACGCUGCUCGUUCUAAAUUUUUGGCCCAUCUCAUGACAGGAACUAAAGAAAUCCUACAAUCUGGGCAAGGUCUGGUUGAUCAUGAUAAUUACCAUGAGUAUUGCCGUCUUCUUGGACGCUUUAGAGUUAAUUACCAGCUGUCUGAGCUUGUGAAUGUGGAGGGCUAUAGUGAUUGGAUACGUUUAGUUGCAGAGUUCACUUUGAAGUCCUUGCAUUCUUGGCAGUGGGCUAGCAGCAGUGUCUACUAUCUCUUAGGGCUAUGGUCCAGAUUGGUAACCUCUGUUCCAUAUUUGAAAGGCGAUGCUCCUAGUUUAUUGGAUGAAUUUGUGCCUAAAAUUACUGAAGGUUUCAUCACAUCAAGGUUGAACUCUGUGCAGUCUGGAUUACAGGAUGAUCUUUCUGAGAAUCCAUUAGACAACGUUGAAGUCUUACAGGAUCAACUGGAUUGCUUUCCAUACCUCUGCAGAUUCCAGUAUGAAACCAGUAGUUUGUGCAUCAUAAAUAUAAUGGAGCCUAUUUUGCGAACAUACACGGAAAGAGCUGGGCUGCAAGCUAGUGAUAACAGUGAACUCUCUGUUAUUGAAGCCAAACUUGCAUGGAUUGUUCAUAUUAUAGCUGCUAUUGUUAAAAUAAAACAAUGCACUGGUUGUAGUGUGGAAUCACAGGAAGUUCUUGACGCGGAAUUGUCAGCUCGUGUGUUGCAAUUGAUAAAUGUUACUGACAAUGGUCUACAUAGUCAGAGGUACAGUGAAGCAAGCAAGCAAAGACUUGAUCGAGCUAUUCUUACCUUCUUCCAGAAUUUUCGUAAGUCUUACGUGGGUGAUCAGGCAAUGCAUUCCUCAAAGCAGUUAUAUGCGCGGUUGUCUGAACUCCUUGGACUUCAUGACCAUCUUCAACUGUUGAAUGUGAUUGUCAGCAAGAUUGCAACAAAUCUCAAGUGUUACACCGAGAGUGAGGAGGUCAUUGAUCACACCUUAAGUUUGUUUUUGGAGCUGGCAUCUGGAUACAUGACAGGGAAGCUGCUUUUGAAAUUGGAUACUGUUAAAUUCAUUGUUGCCAACCAUACGAGGGAGCAGUUUCCUUUCUUGGAAGAAUACAGAUGUUCACGCAGUAGGACGACCUUUUACUACACCAUUGGCUGGUUAAUUUUUAUGGAGGAAAGCCCUGUUAAAUUUAAAUCCUCAAUGGAACCACUGUUGCAGGUUUUUAUCAAAUUGGAAACAACUCCUGACUCAAUGUUUCGUACUGAUGCUGUAAAAUAUGCACUUAUUGGGUUAAUGAGAGAUCUCAGAGGGAUUGCUAUGGCCACAAACAGUCGCAGGACCUAUGGACUUCUAUUUGAUUGGCUAUACCCUGCGCAUAUGCUUCUCCUCUUGAAAGGCAUUUCUCAGUGGACAGAUACACCAGAGGUAACAACCCCAUUAUUGAAAUUCAUGGCUGAGUUUGUGCUAAACAAAGCGCAACGCUUGACUUUUGACUCAUCUUCUCCCAAUGGCAUACUUAUUUUCCGAGAAGUCAGCAAACUAAUUGUUGCUUAUGGAUCAAGGAUUUUAUCUUUCCCAAACCCUGCUGAUAAAUAUGCCUUCAAAUACAAGGGAAUAUGGAUUUCAUUGACUAUUUUAACAAGAGCUCUCGCUGGAAACUAUGUCAACUUUGGGGUUUUUGAACUCUAUGGCGACCCAGCACUCUCUGAUGCACUUGAUAUUGCUUUAAAGAUGACGCUGUCAAUUCCUUUAGCUCACAUAUUGGCAUUUCGAAAGCUGACACGGGCAUAUUUUGCUUUUCUGGAGGUUCUGUUCAGCAGUCAUAUUGUUUUUAUACUAAAUCUGGACACAAACACGUUUAUGCAUAUAGCUGGUUCUCUUGAAUCUGGCCUAAAAGGUCUGGACACAAAUAUCUCAUCUCAGUGUGCAUCAGCUGUUGAUAACUUGGCAGCUUUCUAUUUCAACAACAUCACUAUGGGAGAGGCUCCAUCUUCACCUGCUGCUAUUAAACUCUCUCGUCACAUUGCAGAUUGUCCUACUUUGUUUCCAGAAAUUUUAAAGACCCUUUUUGAGAUCGUUUUAUUUGAGGAUUGUAGUAACCAAUGGAGUCUUAGCAGACCAAUGUUGAGCUUGAUACUUAUAAGUGAACAGAUGUUCACCGAUUUGAAGACCCAGAUCAUGGCUUCUCAGGCAGUAGAUCAACACACGCGCCUUUCCCUCUGUUUUGAAAAACUCAUGGCAGAUGUCACUCGAAGCUUGGAUUCAAAGAACAGGGACAAGUUCACCCAAAACCUGACUGUAUUUAGGCACGAAUUUCGUAUUAAAUAGUUUCAGUUCCUUGUGAAGCAAAUUUGAUGAUGAAUUGUCUGCUCAAGACAUCCAAUCCAUUCACUUGGGGGGAAGGCAAAAAUGAUUAAAAAAAAAAAA